UAAUGGAUGAUUUUGAAUUUGAUAUUCUCAAAACCGAAGUAUAUGAGUUGGGUGAUUAAAACAAAGAAGUCUGAACCUUCCAACCAAUAUGCACUAUUAUAUUGUCUGCGUAUCAGUGUAGAAACAUCAAGGACUCCGUGGCCCAAUGGAUAAGGCGCUGGUCUACGAAACCAGAGAUUCUGGGUUCGAUCCCCAGCGGAGUCGUUUGAAUUUUCCUUUUUUCUCAAAAAAAAAUUUGUUUGCAUUUUAUUAUGUUUAUUAUGGAGUACGGAAACCCAAACUGCGAGACCGGGAGCAAUCUCGGUAAAGCAAAGCUUGAUUUCCUUGGUUUCCUCCUUUCAAACCCGCUGGAAGAUCCGUACUCCUCCGCAAUCAAACCUUUGUCUUCUCCUGCAGCAGCAAAGCCAAAAUUGCUUCUCUGCGAGGAUCAUCAAUUCGGUGUACGGAAGGCUGCAACAACGAUCAGAGCUAUAAAUGGGAAAGAGGUCUCUGCGCUACAAGGAAAGCAAACUGAGAGAAGAAAUGAAACAGAAAGGAAAGGUCCACAGAGAAAUACCCAAUGGUUGCCUUCUGGCCGCCUGCGCAUCUGCUUGCUUCCGCUCAACGCGACCUUGCAGCCAAUUAGGGGGUUUUGGUGCCAGGCGGCAUUUAUCAUCACUUUCGUCUCCCCUUCAUCUUAGCAGCACUAGAUGGUCUUCGAAUCCACCGCCAUAAGAGGGUGAACUUUGGACCUGAUUUCUUUCUUUCUGGUGUUGACAAAAUGGCUGAAGGAGCUCACAGACGAACGCCCAUGGCCAAAAAGCCACGAUUUUCCACUCUCAUCUUGCCUGGAAUGGUCCGGGACUGGCGGCUGGCGGUUCCCAAGUUGUUCGCGGAGGAGUAUGGCGAUCGACUAUCGAACAGGGCAGUUUUCAAGCUCCCGGAUGGUGCGGAAUGGCCCAUCCGGCUUUCUGGAAGCGGGGACAAGAUUUGGUUCAGCGAGGGAUGGCGACAAUUCGCUGACUUUUACUCUGUUAAGUCGAUGGGUUACUUCUUGGUUUUUGAAUAUAUUGGCAACAGCCGCUUCCUUGUGGCUGUAUUUCAUCCCAGUGCCUCGGAGAUUAGCUAUCCUCCGUCCCAUGUAGCUAAUAGUAAUAGAGCCGAUGAUGGUGGUGAACGUGGAGACGAAGAAGAUGGUGAAUCUGUUGAAAUCUCGUGUAGCUCCCCAUCUUCCCCGGAAACCAGGCAAGUGUCACCAGUGAACAACUGUUCCCGGCCUCCAAAGCUACAAAAGGGGCUUGCUCGUGGGAGCGGUUCCGAGACAACCCCUGAUGAUGAGCUUUCUAGUGACAGUAGCCAGGAAGUCGAAGGUUGCCCAGUUAAUAGGAUGUUUGGGAGGCCAGAACCAUUGUCAGCAGCCAAGAAAGCCAGUGCACUCACUAGAGCCAGAGCUGCUUCUGACAAGCCUUUCUUCAUGCUAGCAAUGCAGCCUUCAUCUGUUUAUGCUCCAAUGUGUUGCAACUUGCCUUUACCAGUGUAUUUUUCUGAGAGAUAUUUGAAUGAUAAUUUCCGAGAAACUGUUCUUCAACUGCCUGGUGGAAGAAGAGCUUGGAUUGUUGAGUCCUCUGUCACCUCAAAUGCUGGUAAGAAGAGAGUUUUCUUUCACCAUCAGUCUUGGCUUGCCUUUGCGAAGGACACCAAUCUGAAAGUUGGGGAUGUAUGUGCCUUCGAGCUUAUGGACGGUGGCGCCAAACCUACAUUUGAAGUCACCAUCUUCCGAGCUGCCCAAGGAAGUGGGUCGUCACCGGGUGGAAAUGGUGGGGUAUGUAGAAGAACCCUUUCCGCAGCACUUCCUGGAAGAGGAGUUUUAAAGAGAAACAUGCAGUCGUCUAAGGGAGAAGAGAACUGCUACAGGCAGUCCACCGUCUUUGGUAGUUCAUCAAAAAGCUGCAACUCCCUGUAAUUCAGUGAAUCCUUCCUUCGAAGUGAAUGUUGCACUUAGUCAUGUAGAUCGCAAUGAUCGCAAUCGACCAUGGAAAGUGGUAGGCUGGCUGUAAAAGCAUUGUUUGUUUUCCAGAAGUAUAUAUGGUGGCAAAAAUGCUAGCAUGGCCUCUGAAGUCUGAACCAUAUUCUUGUGCAGAGAAUACCAUAUAGAUUCGCAAGCAGUAUUGAGAAAGACGUCUGUGAAGCAGAGCUGUGGGUUGAAGGCAGUUACUGGCUGGUGAAGUUAGAUGGAGUAUUUCAGAAAGGAAAAGAGUACUUAGACCUCGCUGGCGGAUGGAGAAAAUUUGCUGAGGAGAAUUCUGUGCACAUCGGAGACAUGUGUCUUUUCGAGCUUGUUGGGACAAAAAAAGAUGGUAACAGAAAGAUGAAAUUCAAUGUCAACAUUUCCAGAGGAAAAUACAAAAUAGGAUAGUCUUUUAAGUGUAAUUCAUCUCUGCAACUUCGGUUCUUCCGGUUUCUUUCGUGUUCUGCAUUGUUGAACAUGUAUCGUUUCGAACAGAUAGAUUGUCGUUGAAAUGGAUUUGGGAUUAGCAAAUCUAGUACCUGAAACUCCUCUUUUGUC
Molecule: messenger RNA, 2545 nt
Organism: Linum trigynum
Lineage: Eukaryota; Viridiplantae; Streptophyta; Magnoliopsida; Malpighiales; Linaceae
Source: the annotation of a GenBank genome assembly